Messenger RNA from Fomitiporia mediterranea MF3/22, 1779 nucleotides. Its product is annotated as KEX1 protein. Gene Ontology annotation, cellular component: trans-Golgi network. The transcript is spliced from 11 exons. Gene Ontology annotation, molecular function: serine-type carboxypeptidase activity. Bases 1 to 1779 code for a protein of 592 amino acids. Gene Ontology annotation, biological process: proteolysis; apoptotic process. The record is from RefSeq and is a predicted model, not a curated record. Lineage: Eukaryota; Fungi; Basidiomycota; Agaricomycetes; Hymenochaetales; Hymenochaetaceae.
AUGACCUGGGUUCGCAUAGUACCCUCCGCCGCAGCUUUCUACGUUCAAUCGCUGCCGGAUUUACAUCAGGAUGAGGCACAUCCUUUACACAUCUACUCGGGACAUUUAUCAUCCGACCCAGACGCCGAACACCUUCCUUCAACAACCGUGACCGCGCAUCUGUUCUUCGUACUCAUCAAAGCACGGCGCACUGCUGACAAGGAGCGAAUACUUUUCUGGUUCAAUGGCGGACCGGGUUGCUCGUCAUUUGACGGAUUAAUGAUGGAGACUGGGCCGUUCCGGCCUGACGGGAAUGGGGGCUUGGAAACUGUAGAGGGAGGUUGGGAAGAGUAUACGAACAUAGUAUAUGUCGAUCAGCCAGCUGGCACCGGUUAUUCGUAUACGAGCACGGACCGAUACGUUCACGAAUUGUCCGAUGCUGCGGAUCAGGUGGUAGAGUUCAUGCGUAAUUUCUAUCAGGUAUUUCCGGAAUACAAAGUAAUGGAUACUUAUAUUGGUGGCGAAAGCUACGCUGGUCAAUACAUUCCUUACAUUGGCGAUGCUAUUAUUUCUUCAAACUUGGGCAUUAGUUUAAACGGACUAGCAAUUGGUAAUGGAUGGAUCGAUGCACAUCAUCAAUACCCCGCCUAUCUCGACUAUGCAGUCAAACACGCUCUCAUAGAGGAAAAUUCUGACAUAUGGAAAAAAAUAAAACAGGACACAGAUGACUGUAUAGCUGACCUCGACAAGGUUACUGGACCGGUUCCGAUACAAAUAUCAAAAUGCGAGAGCCUCGUCACUUCUGUUGCAAUGUCGCGAGACAUUAAAAGUGUUGAUGGGAAGAAGAAAUGUAUGAAUGUCUAUGACGUUCGUUUAGUGGAUGAUGAAGGUGCUUGUGGUAUGAAUUGGCCACCGCCUCUACCAGACGUGAAGGCGUAUCUCGGUCGUAAAGAAGUUGUCCACGCAUUCCACGCCGAUGCUAAAUCAGAGUCAUGGGUUGAGUGCAGCGGUCGAGUCGGCCGUGAAUUGCGGAAUCGCGAAUCUCCAUCGUCAAUAACUAUCCUCCCGAAACUUGUCGAGAAAGUCCCUGUCAUGCUCUUUGCGGGCGACCAGGACUUCAUAUGCAAUUACAUGGGUAUCGAGGCUCUCAUUCAGGACAUGGAAUGGAAUGGUGAGAAGGGCUUAGGGACUGUGAAAACCGAACAAUGGUCCGUAGAUGGUACACCAGCCGGAACGUGGGUGGAGUCGCGAGGGCUUACCUACGUGAAGAUUUUCAACUCGUCGCACAUGGUACCAUACGACGUUCCAUUAAUAGCACACGAUAUGAUCUUGCGAUUCAUGGGUGUCAACUUCUCUGCUAUUGCUGACGGUUCGGCGCGCAUACCGAGUAAAGUCGGUGAUGAGGAAAAGCCUGUACCGGUCGUCUUGGAGGGUGAAGAAGAUGGUGACUCGAAAAUACCGGUACCUCCUGGUAAGACUCCGGAGCAAGAUAAAGCGAUGUGGGAAGCAUACUACAACGCUGGAUCAGCUGCUCUCGUACUCGUACUCAUCGCACUGGCUAUCGGACUAUUCUUAUUCUGUCGACGACGACGAAGGAUAGGGAAGCUCAAAAUUGGCAACUCAGAGGAAGCGAUACCACUGAGUCAAAAUAUCAACGGGCACGAUAUGGAUGGGCAUGGAGAGAACGGAAAUUAUAAGGGUAAAAGCCGAGCUAUGGAGGGUGAGGCGAUAUUUGAUGUCGGCGAGGGAAGUGAUGACGAGAGUGAAUACCGGGAUGUCGAUGAACGGCGACGGAAGUAG